Lotus japonicus is the source of this 2253-nucleotide messenger RNA. Its product is annotated as subtilisin-like protease SBT4.3. The transcript is spliced from 3 exons. Lineage: Eukaryota; Viridiplantae; Streptophyta; Magnoliopsida; Fabales; Fabaceae. The record is from RefSeq and is a predicted model, not a curated record. Gene Ontology annotation, molecular function: serine-type endopeptidase activity. The coding region runs from base 8 to 2239 and encodes 743 amino acids. Gene Ontology annotation, biological process: proteolysis.
CUUAACAAUGGCCAAACACAGUUUUCUUCUCAUCUUCUUACUAUCCUUCGUUCUUGCACCCACAAAUCCAUUUUUUUGUGAUGCUAGCAAUGACGACGGAGAUCAUAAACUUUACAUCGUAUACAUGGGUUCACUUCCUGUUCAGAGAGAUUCUUCUAAUUAUUCCCCAACCUCUCACCACAUCAGCAUGUUGCAACAGGUUGUGGGUGGAAGCGAUGUGACAAAGCACCAUGUUAGAAGCUACAAGAGGAGCUUCAAUGGUUUUGCAGCGAAGCUCAGUGAAAAACAUAAAAAAAUGAUUGCUGGCAUGGACGGUGUUGUUUCAGUUUUUCUGAGCAAAACUCUUCAUAUUCAAACGACGAGGUCAUGGGACUUCUUAGGGUUCUCAGAAUCAAUUAAAAGACAACAGAAAUAUGAGAGUGAUUUGGUGAUCGGGGUCAUUGACACCGGAAUCUGGCCAGAAUCAGAUAGUUUCACCGACCAAGGUGUUAGUCAUAUUCCGGCCAAGUGGAAGGGCCAUUGCAAAGGGGGUGCUAACUUCACUUGUAACAACAAGAUCAUUGGGGCGCGGUUCUAUAGCCUUCCCCAAGACGCUACCGCAAAUGAUCACAACACUAUAAGAGACAUCAAUGGGCACGGAACCCACACUUCCUCAACGGCAGCUGGAAACACCGUCAUUGGUGCAAGCUUUUACGGAUUCGCACAAGGCACCGCAAGGGGUGCUGUUCCAUCUGCAAGGAUCGCUGCAUACAAAGUCUGCUUCAACGACGGUUGCGACGAUGCUAGUACUUUAGCAGCUUUCGAUGAUGCCAUUGCUGAUGGUGUCGACAUCAUCAGCAUCUCAAUCGGGACCGACAAAGCCUAUGACUUUACAAGUGACACCAUUGCAAUCGGUUCCUUCCAUGCCAUGGAGAGAGGGAUUCUCACAGUGCAGAGUGCAGGGAACUCUGGUCCUGCUUCAGGCUCUAUUAUGAGCGUGGCGCCGUGGUUGUUAACUGUCGCAGCCAGCACCAUAGAUCGACAGUUCAUUGACAAGGUGAUUCUCGGGAAUGGGAAGACAUUGAUUGGAAGAUCCGUGAAUGCUGUCGUUUCAAAUGGGACAAAGUUUCCUAUUGCUAAGCGGAAUGCAAAUGAUGAAAGGUGCAGAGGAUAUUCUGACUUGUGUCAAUGUCUAAGAAGCGAGAUCGUGAAGGGAAAGCUGGUUUUAUGCGAAGGUUUGUUGAAAGAUGAAGCAGCUUAUGAAAAAGGUGCAGUUGGUUCAAUCACCACGGAUUUAGGAAACCCUGACAAUGAUUGCUCUAAGGUGACUUAUUUCCCUUCACUGAACCUCAAUCCAAAAGACUACGCUAUUAUCCAGGACUACACAAAUUCAACAAACAAUCCUGAAGCUGAGAUAUUGAAUAGCGAGAGUUUUGAAGAUCAUAGCGCUCCUAAGGUUGCUAGCUUCUCCUCCCGCGGACCGAAUCCCUUGAUUUCGGAGAUUAUGAAACCGGAUGUAAGUGCUCCUGGGGUUGAUAUCUUGGCAGCAUGGUCACCUAUAGCGUCACCCUCACUUUAUUCAAGUGAUAAGAGAAAGGUCAAUUACAAUGUACUAUAUGGUACAUCAAUGGCAUGCCCUCAUGUGUCCGGAGUCGCCGCGUAUGUGAAAUCAUUUCACCCAGAUUGGUCGCCAGCCGCGAUCAAAUCAGCAAUAAUGACCACAGCCGAGCCAUUGAAUGGGAAUUAUAAUAUGACUGGUGAGUUCUCUUAUGGAGCUGGGAAUGUCAAUCCAGUAAAAGCUAUUGACCCUGGCCUUGUAUAUGACAUUUCCAUGAAAGACUAUGUCAAUAUGCUUUGCAACUAUGGUUAUAGUGCUAAGAAACUUAAGAUUAUUGCUGGAGCUCAUUCACUAAGUUGUUAUGGAGAACACCAUAGAAGCUUGGUCAAAGAUUUAAACUACCCUGCAAUAACGGUAAAUGUUAAGCCUUUGGAGCCUUACAUUAUCAAGGUUAAUAGAACAGUGACGAAUGUUGGCUUUCCUCACAACUUGACCUACAAGGCUACCGUCUUGCCGAAUCUGAAAAUGAACAUCACGGUGGAGCCUGAGGUUCUGAGGUUCGAGUCAUUGCAUGAGAAAAAAUCUUUUAUUGUUAUGGUUUCUGGAGGAGGAUUGAGAAUAGGUAGUGCAAUUUCCUCAUCACUUGUGUGGUCAGAUGGCAAACAUUAUGUGAAGAGUCCAAUUACUGUGCUUGUCUCCUAGUCCUAAAACAUGUU